UCUCCACUUCUAUCUCAGCUCUGCGAAGAAGAAAAACGAGGAAACCAAGGAUUGAUGUGUUGCUCGCCUUUAAAUUUUAUAUUUUCAUUUUUGCGCACAUAAUCCCCCCACGCCUGACAGCCUCGCCAAAACAGUCAGUGCUUUAGAUGAUUUCUGAUGAUUUUUAUGUGAUGACAGUAAACGGCUGUGUGUAUAUGUGUGUGUGUGUGUGUGUGUGUGCGCGCGCGCUCGCUGUGCUCCGGUUGGCCGUGAUAUAACCGUGUAGGAUCGUUUGGAUGCUGGAGGAAGAGGCUCUGACGCUCCGGGAAGCUUCGUCCACCCCUCUGUGUCCUCCUCAUUCCUGCGACCGGCUGCAUGACCGGUGAUGCUCGGCCUCUCCGCCUGGAUGCGCCCCUCUCUCCGCGGUGUGCCGUCGGUCCCGCUGCCUCUAUCCCCCUAUAGCAGAUUUCCACUGUCGCCGGAGAAAGGUCUAGGGACCACAUAUGGAAACUGGGGAUCAGAAUUUUAGGAAAAAGGAAAACUAAGCAGGCCGUCGUUUGAUUUUCAUAACUUAGUAAUUUUUUUUCUUCCUUUUUUGGCUUGAUUGUUUGUUUGUUUGUUUUUUAUUUGGAAAGAGGGGGUUGAUCGUCCCUGGUUGGUUUAUUUUCCUUCAUCUCUUAAGGAAUGGCUGGUUUUCAUUGCACUCAUGGUACCGGCUGAUUAUUUGGCAUUAUUUAUCAUUCUGUCCUUGAUUUCGGGGGAGCGCUUGAUUCUGCUGGUUUGAAUUUAUUCUGUAAUUCCUUUUCAGCACAUCCAGUAUAUUUUUAACAUAUUUUGGGCCCUGCCUGUCUGUCUUGCCUGUCUCUCAUCACCCUCUUCCCACAGAAUACAUGUGAUAGCCUGAAUCUUCAGAAAUGCCUGUGAUGAGCCUCCAUAAUUCACUGAUCCACCGGGUUGCAUCAACGUAGUCAGAUCUCAUUCUGAAUUGUGUCAUCAUCUGUUGGAGGUCUUUGCUUUAUUUAUUUAUUUAGCUUUAAUUGGGGCCAUUUUAAAGAAAUCAGGCCACAAACUGUGUUAGUCUUAACCGCCCUCCACCCCCACACCCCCAGUGUUUCUUCAUCCCUGUUCAGUAUGAAUUAAUUCACUCUGCGUGCAUGCGUGUGCUCGUCCGUGUACAGGUGUGUGUGAGCGAAAGUUUGGAUCUGCGAGGGAGUGUGUGUGUUUGUGCUUGUGUGUGAGAAUGACAGUGUAGGCUGUAUGUGACAGCCUACGUGGGGGGAGAAAAAAAAUCAGGCGCUACAUGCACAUCAUUCCAUACAUCACCGCUGAAGCUGUGAGGAUUGUAAUGCAAGUUUUAGUCAGCUCAGAAAGCCAAAUUCAGGCCUGAGACAAACCCCGAGAAACAAAAGCAAGCAAAAUCCUCCAUCUUCUCGUUAUCUUGGCCUGUUUCAGAGUUUGACAUUUAGAGGCCUUCCAACUCAACAAAGUAGGCCUACAUCCCAGACCAGGUCUCUUGUGGGAUCUGCUAGAAGCCUGUGUUUUUAGGUCAACUUUUUUUUUCCAGAGCAGGGCAACUUACUGCCGCUUGAGGACUAGAAUUUAGAAACCUCUGUAGCUAAGGGUUCUGUCAUCCAGUCUGUUUGACCCAUCUGUUGGGCCAAACAGCCUCCCAUCCACCCCCCAAAACCUCCACCCUCAUCUUAAUUUUCACCUGUUUGCUGUCCCACCCCAAAACCAACCAUACGAUUUCCCCCGAGCUCCCCUAAUUCCCCCGCCCCCCCAGCGGCCCCCCGCUACCGUCGUCCACCCGACACCGCCCACCCCCCGUUUUCCGAGCUGGCGUGGCGACGCAAACUCACAAAUAUUUACUUCCUGUACAUCAAGAGGAAAGGGGGCCCCCCUUUCGUGGAAUGCGGCAACAUGGGCGUGUUUGACCGCGGAGUUCAGAUGCUGCUGACCACGGUAGGGGCCUUCGCCGCCUUCAGCCUUAUGACCAUCGCCGUGGGGACAGACUACUGGCUGUACUCGCGCGGCGUCUGCAAGAUCAAGAGCACCAACGAGAACGAGACCAGCAAGAAGAACGAGGAGGUGAUGACGCACUCAGGCCUCUGGAGGACCUGCUGCCUGGAAGGUUCUUUCAAAGGCAUGUGUAAGCAAAUAGAUCACUUCCCCGAGGAUGCUGACUAUGAGGCGGAUGCUUCAGAGUAUUUCCUACGCGCUGUACGAGCCUCCAGUAUCUUCCCCAUCCUGAGUGUGAUCCUGCUCUUCAUGGGGGGGCUGUGCAUCGCCGCCAGCGAGUUCUACAAGUCACGCCACAACAUCAUCCUCAGCUCCGGCAUCCUCUUCGUCUCUGCAGGCCUGAGCAACAUCAUAGGAAUCAUUGUGUACAUAUCAGCCAAUGCUGGGGACCCUUCCAAGAGUGACUCCAAAAAGAACAGCUACUCCUACGGCUGGUCCUUCUACUUCGGCGCCCUCUCCUUCAUCAUGGCCGAAAUGGUGGGCGUGCUGGCCGUGCACAUGUUCAUCGACCGCCAUCGAGAGCUGCGCGUGGGGGCGCGAGCUGCCGACUACCUCCAAGGUGCGGCCAUCACACGCAUCCCCAGCUACCGUUACCGUUAUCGGCGCCGUUCACGCUCUUCGUCCCGCUCCACGGAUCCUUCGCACUCUCGCGAGGCAUCACCAGUGGGCCUGAAGGCCUUCGGGACGCUGCCCUCCACCGAGUUGUCCAUGUACACGCUGCCCAAGGGCCAAACGGGCACCCCAACAGCCACCUAUAACUCCACGGAGAGGGACCACAACUUCCUGCAGGUCCACAACUGCAUCCAGAAGGACCUGAAAGACUCAGGCGGCCACAGCAACACCGCCAACCGACGCACUACACCCGUAUGAAACUGAGACAGGGACCUCAGACAUUGAAAAAAAAAAACAAAAAAACAGAGGGAAUUUGGGGGGAGGCGGCAAAUGACAGAGACAGACAGACAGAGGCUUACAGGAAUGGAUGGAGUGAGGGGUAAGCGACAGGAGGGAAGUUCUGAGCGCUCCACAGCACUUCAGAUGAUCACUGAGUUUCUGUUUUAAAAAAGUGAAACAGAGAAAAAAAAAUGCAUAAAAAAAGAAACAUGCAUGAUUUUUCCAUCUGCCAUUGUUUAACAAGUUUUGAACAUGUUUGUAAAGA
Molecule: messenger RNA, 3154 nt
Organism: Scatophagus argus
Lineage: Eukaryota; Metazoa; Chordata; Actinopteri; Scatophagidae
Product: voltage-dependent calcium channel gamma-2 subunit-like
Exons: 4
Coding region: 1900-2868 (322 amino acids)
Biological process (GO): transmission of nerve impulse; regulation of AMPA receptor activity; postsynaptic neurotransmitter receptor diffusion trapping
Cellular component (GO): AMPA glutamate receptor complex; postsynaptic density membrane; voltage-gated calcium channel complex
Molecular function (GO): voltage-gated calcium channel activity; channel regulator activity
Source: RefSeq, a predicted model, not a curated record